Messenger RNA from Closterium sp. NIES-65, 1113 nucleotides. The record is from the annotation of a GenBank genome assembly. NCBI's taxonomy places the organism in Eukaryota, Viridiplantae, Streptophyta, Zygnematophyceae, Desmidiales, Closteriaceae.
AUGACUGCGACAAUUCCUCCCAAGGUGUCUGGUCCUCCUGCAAACGGCUCAGCGGCCAAGAGAGCAGGCCCGACGGUGCUGGUGCCGCAGCAGCGCGCGCACACCAUCACGAAGGAGCGACUGGCGAUCGUUCAGUCCAUGGAUGGGUGGGCGGAGAGCACGCUUCUCCCGCUGCUGAAACCCGUUGAGGCCAGCUGGCAGCCGCAGGAUUACCUUCCCCAACCCGAAAAGGACUCUUUCUUGGACGAGCUAGCUGAUCUCCAAGCCAGGGCAGCGACGCUCCCAGACGACUACCUGGUGUGCCUCGUGGGGGAUAUGAUCACCGAGGAGGCCCUCCCCACCUACCAAACCAUGCUCAACACUCUCGAUGGGACCAAGGACGAGACCGGAGCCAGCCCGAGCCCCUGGGCGGUGUGGACGCGGAAAUGGACGGCGGAGGAGAAUCGGCACGGAGAUCUGCUGAAUCGGUAUCUGUAUCUGACCGGGCGGGUGGAUAUGCGCGCUGUUGAGAAGACGAUCAACUACCUCAUUGGCUCGGGGAUGGACCCCAAGACGGAGAACAACCCUUACCUAGGGUUCGUCUAUACAUCCUUCCAGGAGCGGGCGACCUUCAUUUCCCACGGCAACACGGCGCGCCAUGCCAAGGAGUUUGGCGACGACCGGCUGGCCGUGAUCUGCGGGAUGAUAGCUGCUGAUGAGAAGAGGCAUGAGAAGGCGUACUGUGCGAUUGUGUCUCGGCUGUAUGAGCUGGAUCCAAGUGGGGCGAUGCUGGCAUUCGAAGACAUGAUGAGGAAACAGAUUGUCAUGCCAGCUCACCUCAUGUAUGAUGGGGAGAACCCAAAACUCUUUGACGAUUUCUCUACUGUAGCACAGCGUACUGGAGUGUACACUGCUGGAGACUAUGCGGAUAUAAUGGAGCACCUUAUAGCGGUGUGGGAUGUGGAGAAGAUGGAGGGACUGUCUCCAGAAGCGGCACGUGCGCAGGAGUUUGUCUGCAAGCUGCCGCCCAGGAUCAGGAGGUUGGCGGAGCGGGCGGCGGACAAGGUGAAGAAGGGCGGCCCGCAGACUGGCAAGUUUAGCUGGGUUUUCAACAGGGAGGUAAAGCUUGUGUAA